AUGGCCAGGAAUAAUCUCACCACAGUAACUGAAUUCAUCCUCACAGGCUUCACUGACUACCCUGGCUGGGAGAUUCCCCUCUUCUUGGUGUUUCUGGGUUUCUAUCUAGUCACCCUCCUGGGAAACUUGGGGAUGAUCGUGCUGAUCCAAGUGGACACCCAGCUCCACACACCGAUGUACUUCUUCCUGAGUCACCUCUCCCUUCUGGAUGCCUGCUACACCUCAGUCAUCACACCUCAGAUUCUGCUUACACUGGCCACAGGCAAGACAGUCAUCGCCUAUGGCCAAUGUGCUGCCCAGUUCUUCUUCUUCACCAUCUGUGCAGCAACAGAGUGUUUCAUGCUGGCAGUGAUGGCCUAUGACCGUUAUGUUGCUAUCAGCAACCCACUGCUCUACACUGUGGCCAUGAAUCCCAGAAUCUGCUGGAGUCUGGUGGUGGGAGCCUAUGUCUGUGGGGUCUCAGGAGCCAUCCUGCGUACCACAUGUACCUUCACCCUCUCCUUCUGUGAUGACAAUCUCAUCAACUUCUUCUUCUGUGACCUUCCACCACUGCUGAAACUUUCCUGCAGUGACACAACAAAUGCUGAAACUAUCAUUAUCAUCUUUGGCAAUGUGAUUCUGGUCAAUGCCUUUGUCAUCUUGAUUUCUUACCUGCUCAUCAUCAAGGCCAUUGUGAGGAUGAAGUCUCCAGGUGGCAGGGCCAAGACUUUCUCCACAUGUGCCUCCCACCUCACCACUGUGGCCUUGUUCUUUGGGACCCUUGUCUUCAUGUAUCAGCAUAGUGGACCUGGAAAAUCUUUGGAUGAAGAGAAGGUGGUGUCUGUCUUCUACACAGUUGUCAUCCCCAUGUUGAACCCUCUGAUCUACAGCCUGAGGAACAAAGAUGUGAAAGCUGCCUUCAGAAAGCUUAUUGGUAGAUUCAAGUGUCUCAAAGUACAUAGAUCUGAGUGA
Molecule: messenger RNA, 951 nt
Organism: Erinaceus europaeus (western European hedgehog)
Lineage: Eukaryota; Metazoa; Chordata; Mammalia; Eulipotyphla; Erinaceidae
Product: olfactory receptor 9I1-like
Exons: 1
Coding region: 1-951 (316 amino acids)
Biological process (GO): sensory perception of smell; G protein-coupled receptor signaling pathway
Cellular component (GO): membrane
Molecular function (GO): odorant binding; G protein-coupled receptor activity; olfactory receptor activity
Source: RefSeq, a predicted model, not a curated record